Messenger RNA from Medioppia subpectinata, 1316 nucleotides. Lineage: Eukaryota; Metazoa; Arthropoda; Arachnida; Sarcoptiformes; Oppiidae. The record is from the annotation of a GenBank genome assembly.
AAGCGGGCGGAGAGAACUUGCGCUAUAUCUUCCAUAUGGACACCAAUACUGGCACUAACUUUGACUUCAAUACUAAACCCUAUUCUGAUAUAUUGGCCAACGAUUUGGUCGCUAAUGUUAUUAAAGGAGGAAAAGUGGGAACUUAUAGACAUUUAAAACUUCCCAACGGUCACAUUGCAAUGGGACCUGAAAAGUUAUACCCCGAUUGUUUAUUGGGGUUUGAAUAUGUGGGCCGUAGAGCUGACACCGGGGAACGAGUGAUGGGUUUAGAGUUCGGGCGCAUGUUUUGCAACUCAGUUAACGUAAUCGAUAAAUACAUGUCUUCUAUUCCGGAGCACUGGUCAAUGGCAGAGGCGGUGACUGUGUUGAGCACAUAUAGUACAGUACACUACGGGCUGAUCAAAAAGGCUAAUCUUAGAAAAGACGAAAGUGUUUUAAUUCAUUCGGGAGCCGGAGGUGUGGGUCAGGCGGCUAUCAAUGUAUGCAAACACUAUGAAUGCGAUAUCUAUGCGACGGUAGAGACAGAAACAAAGAAACAAUUUUUAAUUAAUACACACAAUAUUCCGGAGAAUCGGAUAUUCAUCUCAACUGAUGUGUACUUUAAUGACGAGAUAAUGGAUGCGACGGACGGACAGGGAGUGGAUGUUGUUUUCAAUUCACUGAUGGGUGAGAAACUGAGCACAGGUUUUGAGUGUCUGGCGAUUAGCGGCCGAUUCGUACAAAUAGGAAGAUAUGAUACGAUUGACGGAAAACAGUUGCCAAUCAAUGACUCCAUUCGUGACAUACAAUUCACCACAAUUUUUAUGGAUUACGUUAUAAUGAAUGACAGCCACUAUUUGGACGAGUUUUAUGAUUGGAUGCAUAAGAACUCAACGAAUAAUUGUAUAAAACCAUUAAAUUAUACGGUGUUUGAGGCCAAGGAUGCGGACAAAGCGUUUCGUUAUAUGACAAGCGGUGAACACAUCGGGAAAAUUGUUGUGAAGAUGAGGGACGAGGAAAGUGAAAGGACUGCCAUUACAUUCAUUAGACCGGUUCCUGAACUUUUGGUUUCCGUCAAAACUUAUUUCAAUCCAAACAAAGUCUAUAUAAUAACCGGAGUCACCGCCUCUGCCAUUGACCAGUGCUCCGGAAUAGAAGACAUGUAUUUAUCGAUUACGUUAACUGAGUUGCAAAACAUGCGCCCGAACUCUAAACCCAUCACUCGCUCCCCGGUGUCAGCUCUACGGCCCACAUAUUCAAACCCCAAUAAACAAUCGGGGAAUACAUUGGGAAUCAAACCAUUGAAGUCCAACCAAAUCACGAUUUGUUUCCAAAUU